AUGCCAAUCACUAACGCAGCCACCAAUAGCAUUUAUGAUGCCGUCGCCGCCGUGUCCAACAUCUCUUUAGACACCAUGUCAGUCGAGGAACGCGACUAUUUCAAGUCCGAGCAUGGGAUCGAGUUUCUCAAUAGUACAUCGAACCAGGGUAUCUGUUUCGGUAACUGGCUCAGCCACCCUCAGAAUGUCGUGAAGGCCGCCAAGUUGGUCAGUGAAUCAGUUUCUGUGCCAAAGUCGGUGUCAGCCCCUGAUUUCGACGAGUUUGUUUCAAAAGUCAUUGUCCAAGCGAUUGCCGUCACUGGUUCAUUACAAUCCAAAGGAAUCAAAAACUGCGUGCUUUCCCAGAUCAACCCUGAUUUGGCCAAUGACACCGAAGCCAUUGUCAAAUAUGCCACCGCAAUUAUCAACGCCUAUGCCGUUGUAGGGGUCGAUAAAUCAAAAGUCAUUAUCAAAUUACCAAUCACCUGGGAAUCGAUGCAAGCUGCUAAACAACUUACCGCUUCGGGCAUCCAAUGCCUUGGUACUGUAUGCCAUACCCUUGAACAAGCGGUGCUUGCUGCCGAAGCCGGUUGUGUGGCUAUUUCUCCAUACGUCGACGAUUUAGGCGUCAACAUUGAUCCAUCAUCUUAUGUUGUCAAGCCAUUAGAAGAAAACUAUGGGUACCAAAUGACCAAGCAAGUCCACAUGUACUACCGUGCCUAUGGUAUCAAGACCAUCAACUGUAUUGCCGCCACCAUCGGGCUUGAUGUGAUCCUUGCCCUCAGCGGGGUCGAUGAAAUGACGAUUCCUGUUGUGGCAUUGUACAAGAUGAUCAACACUUCUGUUCCUGAAGGGGUUGUUACCCCAGGGUUGAAAAAGACUUAUACCAAGGAAGAAGCUGGCCCUGAAUUGAGUUUCAUCAAUGGUGGUGCUGAUGCGUACAACAAGGCGUUUGAAAGUAAUAAAAUUGGGGUUGAAAGAUAUCAUCUUGCCAUCAAUACUUUCAGCUCGUUCCAAAAGAAGGCGGAGGUGUUGGUCAAGAACUGUUUGGUCGAAUAUGGCAUAGUUAAGGCUUGA
Messenger RNA from Saccharomycopsis crataegensis, 1056 nucleotides. RefSeq lists its product as uncharacterized. Gene Ontology annotation, biological process: carbohydrate metabolic process; pentose-phosphate shunt, non-oxidative branch. Gene Ontology annotation, cellular component: intracellular anatomical structure. NCBI's taxonomy places the organism in Eukaryota, Fungi, Ascomycota, Saccharomycetes, Ascoideales, Saccharomycopsidaceae. The record is from RefSeq and is a predicted model, not a curated record. Gene Ontology annotation, molecular function: transaldolase activity. The transcript has a single exon. The coding region runs from base 1 to 1056 and encodes 351 amino acids.